Messenger RNA from Scophthalmus maximus (turbot), 2838 nucleotides. Its product is annotated as ADP-ribosylation factor-like protein 15. Gene Ontology annotation, molecular function: GTP binding; GTPase activity. Lineage: Eukaryota; Metazoa; Chordata; Actinopteri; Pleuronectiformes; Scophthalmidae. The transcript has 5 exons. The coding region runs from base 505 to 1083 and encodes 192 amino acids. The record is from RefSeq and is a predicted model, not a curated record.
GUAGCGGCGGAGCCGUCGCUCGCUUCCUCAACCGGACACACUCCGCUGAUAUUGUGUGAUACAAAAAAAAAGAAAAAAGAAAAAGGACAAAAAGAAAAACCUGGUGAGCCGGCGGACGAGGGGCUUUUCAAAAAAAAAAAAAAGCACACGGACCGAGAGAGAGAGAGAGAGAGAGAGAGAGAAAGGCCCUCGUCGUCGUGGUUUUUAAACAAACUGGCGAAGAAGUAGAAGAAGAAAAAGAAGUAGAAGAAGAAGAAGAAGACGAAGAAGAAGAAGAAGAAGAAGAAGGCGGCGGCGAGGAACCUCCACAGAACGGCUGCUUUCUGUUGUUGUUGAUAUCUUGUUGAUAAAGGCGGGGGAUACAAAGCGACGUGCGGUCGACCCCCUCCCCUCCCUCCUCCUCCUCCUCCGUUACAUCUCGUUGGGACUCGUUCGAGCUGAAGACGGAGCUCUCCCUCCUCACGACACCAGUUCGCGCUGCGGUGACCGGGUCAGCGAUAGUACAUGGAUUAUCUGUGUUUCCGGGCACUGUGCUGUAAAGGACCCCCACCGCCAAGACCCGAGUAUGAUGUGGUGUGCAUCGGCCUGACAGGUGCUGGAAAGACCAGCCUGCUCUCACGCCUCUGCAGCGAGGGCGGCGACGGCAUCGUUCCCACAACAGGUUUCAGCAUCAAAGCAGUGCCAUUUCCAAAUGCCAUCUUGAAUGUAAAAGAACUUGGAGGAGCCGACAACAUCAAGAAGUACUGGAGUCGGUACUACCAGGGGUCCCAGGGCGUAGUCUUUGUAUUGGACAGCGCGUCAUCAGAUGAAGACCUUGAGGCGGCACGCAACGAGCUCCACUCGGCCCUUCAGCACCCGCAGCUCUGUACACUGCCUUUCCUCAUUCUCGCCAACCACCAGGACAAGCCUGCCGCAAGGACGCCAAACCAGAUCAAGAAGUACUUUGAGCUGGAGCCGCUGGCCCGGGGGAAGCGCUGGAUCUUGGAGGGCAGCACCACGGACAACAUGGAGGCGGUGAAGGAGAGCUUCAGUCAGUUCAUUAGCCUGUUGGAGGACAAAGACACGGAGCCUGCGAGGAUAUGACGCUGCUAAUGCGGAGACAUUAGUGGCCUGACGGCAAAGAAACGCCGACGUUCCUGCUGGUGCCCUCACACACUCUCACUGCACAGACACACACAUGUAGACACAAAGAAGAAUAAAGCAGAGGUGGGCCCCACUGUGUUGGAGAUGUAUAUUGUAUGUUACCCUCCCUUCACUGCGAAGUGUGUGUGCACACAGGUCAACGGACGAGAGCUGCCAUUAGAUCCGCCCGACGUAAAAUAACAAGUUUGUCAAGAAAAGCCGUUGAACUUUACCAGAAAUGGAAAUCUUGUUUACUCCUGUCUGUGCCAUUGUGAUGAAGUGGCAUUCGGGACGUACGGAAUUCCUCUAGUUAUUAUCAAUGAACACUAACACACACACGCACACACACAGGUUGUCUGUAGAUAUGUUUAAAAUCUCCACUAAUUACUAUACAGGAUGUUUGGGGAGGGAGGGGGGGGGGGGGGGGGGGGGGGGGGGGUCUUUCCACUGAGAAGUGCUGUACGGGGUCAAGUGUGCGUCUCCUUUUACUCAGUAACAACGGAUGUCGUUGUGUGAUCUGGGUGCGUAGUCCGAAGCCUCAUGUUAUGUACGGUAGUUACAUAUCGGUGUCACACCUCGUCUGAGUAUCUAACCUGAGUAGUGUAGUCUGAGUGUCUCGUGGAGUAUUGUGCAUAUUGCCGUGGACCCUCCUGUGCCGCCACGCACAACUACUACUAUCUACUACUCAUCACCUGACUUAAGUGCUACAGUAGGUGACUUCAUGGGUCCAUUCGGAGAGAACGGAGAACAAGUCUGAAUGCUUUUGUAUAAAUGUGCAGCGUAGGAUAUAUUUUACAGCUCUGUGUGUUAACCUCGCAGAGCUACGUUCAGAUUUUUUGAUAUGUCGCACCACACGUAGGAAUUAUUUCAAAUCAAAGACCAAAAUGAAUCUUGAUUGACCGGGCGUAGAGACGUGUGAUGGAUUGAGAUUCAUUUCAAUGUUUAGCAAAUGACAGGUUUGUUUUUCUACAUUUUUACUGUUGUUGUUUUGUUUGUUUUUUGUUAAAUUUGACAUAAUCCCUCUCAACACUGGCUCGUGACUCCAGCCUCCCAUCAGGGUGGAAGACAAACUCUAUCAAUCAAGCACAGCAACAGCUGCAUCUGACAAGUCCCUGUCCGACACCCUAAUGCCUUCCAACUGUCCCACUGUGAAGACCCCUCCCUGUCGCCCCACCUCAUCCCAACAACACUGUCCCGCUGUCCACUACUGCUCUGUGGGUCUUUGUUUCUUUACCCCACACACACGCACACACACACAAACACACUAUCUUUCAGGCCUUCUGCCCUCGUGUGGACUCCGAACGGCUAAAAUGGGUCCUAUUCAUUGUGCCACAGGUGUGUGCGUUUUCCCAGGAUGCACCUCUCUCCUUGCAUUCAUUCUGUUGUUUUUGUUGUUUUCUUCAGUGUUUUUUAGAGAUUUAAUCUGAAUUUUAGACCGGACUUGAAAUCUCCUAGUAUUUUUUUUUACAAUCUGGAUGGAAAUGGUGCAUUCGUCUGAUUGAAUGCAGAAUAAAUCUGUUGACCAUGAGGGAUUAUACCAAUGUCAGAACUUUGCAUAUCAUCCGCUGACACGUCAUUUUAAAACAUUCACUGAAUUCUUUUUUAUUUUGUUGUUGGGGUUUUUUUGGGGGGGGGGGGGGGUAGUCAUUUUCUUUCAGGGUUUUUUCAAUCAAGUGUUUUGUCUAAAAUGGCAAAUUAAAGUUUUUGAAAUCAGAA